Molecule: messenger RNA, 1335 nt
Organism: Naegleria fowleri
Lineage: Eukaryota; Heterolobosea; Eutetramitea; Acrasida; Naegleriidae
Exons: 2
Coding region: 1-1335 (444 amino acids)
Biological process (GO): mitotic DNA replication checkpoint signaling; DNA replication initiation
Cellular component (GO): nuclear origin of replication recognition complex
Molecular function (GO): ATP binding; ATP hydrolysis activity; DNA replication origin binding
Source: RefSeq, a predicted model, not a curated record
AUGAUAAAAUAUCCUUCUCGUGAAGUUACGGCCGGAAUAGGCUCUUCUUCGGAACAACAUCCAACAUCUCUUUCAUUGGAAGAAGACCAACACUUUGAUGCAUCCUCUCAACCACUUCCUUGCAGAGAAAAAGAACUUGCUCAAAUUAAAGGAAACAUUUUGAACAGAAUUGAAUUAUCAUGUCCCUAUUCCAUGUAUGUUUCGGGUGAGCCUGGAUCUGGAAAGACGGCGAGUGUCAAACAAGUGGUUAAUGAACUAUGUAAUGAAAAACGCAAUGUCAUCUCCAUAUUUAUUAAUGCAAUGAAAUUAUCUCAACCCUCAAAAGCUCUUGAAAUUAUUUUUGAUCGAGUUAUUAAACAAAAUAAUCGAACUUUGAAAUCUAAAACAAAAACUAGUGUUAAAACAAAAAUUGAAAGUUAUUUCAAAAACCCAAAAACAUUUGAAAAACGACCCUAUGUGAUCGUAAUUGUUGAUGAAAUGGACUUUUUUGUAAUGAAUACGACGAACAAUACCAAGAAUAUUCAUUUACUCUAUGAAUUGGUAGAUAUUACAAGAGACAAAAAUAGCAAAUUAUGUAUUAUUGGAAUUUCGAAUACAGUUUCAUUACUUGACAAGUUACACACCAAGAUUAAGAGUAGAUUUGAUGACACUCUUACUUUCUUUCCAUAUGAAAAUGAACAAAUUAGGACCAUUGUAGAAAGUAAAAUUUUAAAUAAUUAUGGAGAUUAUUUUGACAAGAGCGCUAUUAAGAUGAUUGGAUCGGUGAUUGCUAGAAAAGCAGGAGAUAUUCGUAGAGCUAUUGAUAUUAUUAAGAGAUGUAUUGAGGUCUAUCAAUGCUCUCCUCAAGCGUUAGGUGAAAAGAAGAAGAAAAUUGAUUCCAUUUUUGUCAAGAAUAUUGCAUCGGAUUAUGCAAAUAAUUAUCCUUUGGAAUCACUAAGCAUUUAUCACAAAUUAUUUUUGCAUUGUGUGCUACAAGAGUUCCAAAUGAAAACAAAAGCACUCAAAGAAAAUCCAAAUUCAGCAAUUACUGGAUCCUUUGAUGCCAAUCCUGAUAAUAUUCUAUUUGAGAGAGUGGUGAUGAGAUUUCAAAAUUUAUUGGCCAUGUCUGAGAAUAUCAAACCCUCCACCUCAUCUUCGUCCUUCUCCUCCUCGACUCAUCUUUUACAUUUAUCGAUGGAUCAAUUGGAACAUGUGAUGGGAACAUGGGUCGAGUUGGGUGUCAUUUCCGUUGAAUACGACAAUCGAGAACGUUUACCAUUAAUUCAUUUGCAUGACGCUCAAGAAACACUUUGUGCAUUGCAAUCAGAUCAAGAGAUUAAGAGUUUUUGUUUGUGA